AUGGGUCUUGCACCUGAAGACCUUGAAGGGAGUAUAUACGAGGUGGGUUGUUUCAGGUACACGUCGUUCGGAUACGGAUACAGAGAUUUUUUCGAAUUUCGUAGUGAUAACAUAUCGCCGAAUCACAUUUUUUAUUUUAAUUUCUACGUGAAAACCGUUAGCGAUGCACACAUAUUAUUAAAAAGCUCAGUUUCAGGUAACGAAAGCAUCGAAAUAGUCAUUGGUGGAGGUUCGAAUACGUUUUCACAAAUACGUUUGUUAAGAAACGAAGAUAAGAAAACAAUAUUGACGCAAAAAACGGAAAAUAUACUUUCGGAAAUAAAUUAUCGUAAAUUUUUAAUAUCCGUCGAUAAUCUCGGUAUCGUUUUCGUUAAAGAUGAAAAUGAUGUUUUUCUAAGUUGGAGAUUCGAUAAUUUAUUUCCGAUUAAAUAUUAUGCAUUCGGAAGUUGGACGAAUACAAAAGCGGAUUGGAAAUUCGGUUGCGAUAAAAAUACAGAAAUAAUACACGACGAUAGUCAAAUAACUCCAUUGCAAAAAUUAAAAAACGAUUUAUUUACUCUUUAUAAUCCUAAUACGAUGCCGAACGGUCCAAAGGAUGUGUUACAAGUCACGGCUGAAUUUCAUUUGGACAACAUUCACAUGAAAUGGAACGAUAACAAAAUGAAAUGGAAUCCGGAUAAUUACGACGGUAUCGAUCAUUUAUUUAUACCACCUUUUCAAAUAUGGACGCCAUACCUGAGAGUUUUAAACACUUUGAUAAUAGAAAAAACUCCAUUGUUUGAUUUGACGACGAGCGGAGUGAUCGUUACGCACGAUGGUUCGAUAUUUUGGCGUCCGCCAUUUAAAUCCGUGAGCUUUUGCGAAAUCGAUUUGAAAAAUUGGCCCUACGACACGCAUAAUUGUUCUGUUUUGAUCGGAUUUUGGAUGGAACCCCCGAAUUUGUUACUUUCCAUGUCCGUCGAUCAAAAAACGGUUGAUAAUACGAAAAUCGGUUCUGAAUGGGGAGUCGAAAGAGCGAGUUCAUUAAAUAACAAAAACGACGAUGAUGAUGAUAAUUAUGGUAUAUUGUACCUUGAAAUUCGAAGAAAUUCAGAAUCUCAGGUUUUGCUAUUAACAGUUCCUUGCAUGGCAUCCGACGUAUUAUCAUUAUCAUCUUUUUGGAUAUCAUUUAACAAUCCGAAUAAAUUUUAUUUGAGUUGCGGAAGCGUAAUAAUGUUACUCGUUUCACUUUUAUUAAUGGGACAAUCUAUUCCCACGAUGACUUUGGAAGUUCCUAAAAUAAGUGAGUUUUUCUUAAAAGAAGGCAGAGGAAAAAUAAAUUUGUAUUCUUGGAGCGUCGUAAUAGCAUGUUUUCCGAUUUUGGUUUUCGUCAUUUUGAAAAAUUUUACAAAAAGUUUAAAAUUAUCCGAAUCCAUGGAAAGAAUGUUGAAUAAUAAUUUUCUAGAUCGAUUUUGUUGUCUUCCCGAACUUCCUCUGGAUGUUUCCGAAUAUGGAAAUUUAAACGAAGAAACGAAUAAAAUGAGAGGAAACGAAAUCAAUUCAAUAAGAUUAAUAUCGAUAAUUGAAAAAAUUUUUUUUCUCAUUUACGUUUGUAUUUUAACCGUUCGAUACAUGCUAUUGUAA
Pediculus humanus corporis (human body louse) is the source of this 1623-nucleotide messenger RNA. RefSeq names its product Neuronal acetylcholine receptor protein subunit alpha-5 precursor, putative. Gene Ontology annotation, biological process: signal transduction; nervous system process; regulation of membrane potential. Lineage: Eukaryota; Metazoa; Arthropoda; Insecta; Psocodea; Pediculidae. The record is from RefSeq and is a predicted model, not a curated record. Gene Ontology annotation, cellular component: synapse; membrane; neuron projection. Bases 1 to 1623 code for a protein of 540 amino acids. Gene Ontology annotation, molecular function: transmembrane signaling receptor activity; neurotransmitter receptor activity; extracellular ligand-gated monoatomic ion channel activity. The transcript is spliced from 10 exons.